Molecule: messenger RNA, 476 nt
Organism: Carassius auratus (goldfish)
Lineage: Eukaryota; Metazoa; Chordata; Actinopteri; Cypriniformes; Cyprinidae
Product: 60S ribosomal protein L31
Exons: 4
Coding region: 64-435 (123 amino acids)
Biological process (GO): cytoplasmic translation
Cellular component (GO): ribosome; cytosolic large ribosomal subunit
Molecular function (GO): structural constituent of ribosome
Source: RefSeq, a predicted model, not a curated record
AUCAGUGCAGAAUGUCAUGUUACAGAAGUGCACUUGUGUGAUCCUCUGUGUGCUUGUGUUCAGAUGGCACCUAAGAAGGGCGAGAAGAAGAAGGGCCGCUCGGCCAUCAACGAGGUGGUGACCCGCGAGUACACCAUCAACAUCCACAAGCGCAUCCACGGAGUCUCCUUCAAGAGGAGAGCUCCCCGUGCGCUGAAGGAGAUCAGGAAGUUUGCCGUGAAGGAGAUGGGCACACCUGACGUCCGCAUCGACACCCGUCUCAACAAGGCUGUGUGGGCCAAAGGUGUCCGGAACGUGCCGUACCGCAUGCGUGUGCGUCUGUCCCGCAAGCGUAAUGAGGACGAGGACUCCCCAAACAAGCUGUACACCCUGGUCACAUACGUCCCCGUCACCACACACAGAGGUCUUCAGACUGUAAAUGUGGAUGAAAAUUAAAGUUUCUCUUCAUACCUGUUGGAAUAAAAACAUGAAAGGAC